Molecule: messenger RNA, 582 nt
Organism: Penaeus indicus
Lineage: Eukaryota; Metazoa; Arthropoda; Malacostraca; Decapoda; Penaeidae
Exons: 2
Coding region: 1-582 (193 amino acids)
Source: RefSeq, a predicted model, not a curated record
AUGAAUAUGCUUCGAGAUGUGUCCGUGCUGGCUAUGGUGUGCAUGGUGUCCGCUGCGAAGCUGCCAGGCUACAGUGCUGGAGGCGACUCUGGCUUAGGCGUCGAUCUCAGCGACGCAGGAGGCCACGGCGGCGGCGCAGGAGGGGCUGGAAGUGGUAGCGUUUUCCCAUUCGUUUUUGUCGGCAGCGGAAACCUUCCUACUAGUGCUAUUGGAGGCGCUGCCGGAGGCGCUGUUGGACAGGAGUACACUGGACCAAGCACUAGUCCUGUUGCCCCUGUUGUUACCGUUGAUGAAGAAUACGCUGGCCCAGUUGCCGCCGUAUCUCCUGUUGUCACUGUAGAAGAGGAAUACACUGGGCCAAGCACUGGUCCUGUUGACCCUGUCGUUGCCGUUGAAGAGGAGUACACUGGGCCAAGUAUCGACGCUGGCCCCGUUGCUGCCGUCUCUCCUGUAGUGAAUGUUGACGAAGAAUACAAUGCUCCCGUUGCCCCCGUUCCAACCGUUGAUGAGGAGUACACUGGGCCCAACGAAGCUGCCCACGUCAGCCCCCCUGUUAGCGAAUACAGCUCACCAAACCACUAA